GAUGGCGCCCACACACGUACUGAGAUGCUGUCAACGGGGCUUAGCAUGGAUACCUGUGAUUUUUAUCGCGCUCGUCGUCUGCUGGUCGUACUACGCUUACGUGGUGGAGCUUUGUAUAUUCACCAUCCCCAGCAUAGGAGAGCAGAUUGUCUACCUGAUCUUCUUCCACCUCUCAUUCGUCAUGUUUGUGUGGUCUUACUGGAAGACCAUCUUCACCAAGCCUGCCAACCCUUCCAAAGAGUUUUGCCUCCCCAAGGCUGAAAAGGAACGCUAUGAGAAGGAGGAGAGGCCAGAGUCCCAGCAAGAGAUCCUGUGGAGAGUUGCCAGCAGCCUCCCUCUGUACACCCGCACAGGCGCUGGCGCGAUCCGCUACUGUGACCGCUGUCAAGUUAUCAAGCCAGACAGAUGUCAUCACUGCUCAGCAUGUGACAUGUGUGUGCUAAAGAUGGAUCAUCACUGUCCCUGGGUGAACAACUGUGUGGGAUUCUCCAACUACAAGUUUUUCAUCCUCUUCCUGGCCUACUCGCUGGUGUACUGUUUGUUCAUUGCAGCCACCGUCCUGCAGUAUUUCAUUAAAUUCUGGACACUUUGCCGCAGGAAAUCGGCAGAAAACUGCCCAAAGAAUGAGCUGACAGACACGCCUGCCAAAUUCCAUGUCUUGUUUCUUUUUUUUGUGGCCGCCAUGUUCUGCAUCAGUAUUUUGUCCCUCUUCAGCUACCACCUGUGGCUUGUAGGGAAGAACAGGUCGACAAUAGAGGCAUUCAGAGCACCAGUCUUUAGGACAGGCUCUGAUAAAAAUGGUUUCUCUCUGGGUUUCCGAAAGAAUAUUGCUCAGGUCUUUGGUGACCAGAAGAAGUACUGGCUGCUGCCCGUCUUCACAAGCCAGGGAGAUGGUCUGACGUUCCCCACCCGACUGGUCAACACUGACGUGGAGCAGGCCACAGUGACGCUGCAGUCAGAGCCCAGUAAAAGCGCUGCUGACAUCACCGUGAGUCCACUCAGCGAGUCUCAGAAUCGCCUCCUGAGCAACGAGCAGCAUGCUAAUAACAUCGGAGACCAUCUGGCAAAUGACACCCUCAAAUCAGCUGAAAGCGAAACCAUUACAAUCUCAAUGGAGAGCGAGUCCUAACCAGGAGAAGCACCUCAGUCAUCUACUACGAUGCCUUAAGCAAAGCUAGAGUUCAGUUUCUCAGCAGUCUGCCAGCAGAUGCCCAUUUAAAUCCAUUCACAGUAACUAUGGAAAUGCAGUCCAUUAUCACAGUCAUGUAUUCCGUGGCAUUAGCAUUUCCACAUGCAGUGUCAUGAACGCAUCUCACACCUCUCUUCAUAAGACAUGAGACAAGCUUGUUCGCAGUUACGCGCGCGCGCACACACACACACACACACACUAACAGUAUACUGUAUACAUAUUUCUGUUGCCUUUUUUUUUUUUUUUUUAACCUCUCACAAUUGAAGUAUUUAUUGACGAGGACCGCAUUAAAGUGAAUCAGUGCUACUGCUGAAAGCCUCCCAGGUCCACCAAGACUUGGAGAUACAAAGCUGCAGUGAAGAGAGCCUGGAACAGCUUUUUUUUGGUUUGUUUUUGGUUUUUUAGAGAGGCAGUACACGAUGUGGAGAUGCAUCGAUUUACCCUUGAGUCUCAUCUCAUUUUUUAACGAGUAUACGCGUAACAAUGAUCGACACCUCUUGAGAUGGAUGCUUCCCAACAAACCUGGACUAUCUUACAGAAGACUCUGCCACACGGUGAAUCCGUGCACAACAAGGAAAACUCUAACCAGGUUUUGGGUAGACUUUGUUUGUUUUUAAAUCCAUCAGAGCACAAGAUGGCGCAUUUGCACUUUGUAGAUUAUCCAUCAAAGAAAAAAGUGCUGCUUUUUUUUUCAUUUUUAUUUUAUUUAAAAAAAAAAAGUUUUAAAAAAAGGUGUUACGGAUGUUGGUCGAUCAUUUGAUUUUUUUUUUCCUUUUUUUAAUAUAAUGUAUUGUGUGUGUGUGUCCGUGUGAGAAAGAGAGAGAUUGUGUGUAACAGUUGAAGUGGCAGUAAGUUUUCUUCUUUCCUACUAACAGACUAAAAGAAUCAGCUUUAUAUGUGUUUUUUGUGGCCUGCUUGUGUCAAAGGAAAAAAAACAAAACUUGCUGCUUCAAAUGGACGGUUUAACUUUGGAGAUGAAGCUCGCUCACUAUCUGUUCUUUUAGAGGCUGAUCAAUGAUUCUUAGCCCGCAAUGUGCACAUCCUGUUUUUCUACAACUCAGUGCUUCAACCUUUACAAAGAACACCAACACUCUGCCAAAUAAGGGCUGGCCUGUCAGGAGCUCUGACCUCCGAACCUGAAGUGUUUACAGCAUAUUAGCUUUAUCCUAACCUCACUGGCCAAUCUCAUCAUAACCAAAUUGAAUUCAACAGUAGUCGUGGCGCAAUAUUUUGUACAUUUGUCGCUCCGACCUGUGGGUCAUGAUGUCCGUGCAAUACCAGUGCUGGCCAGCAGGUGGAGACAAGAGUCCUGUUUGUCCACUCAUUCAGCUAAAUGUCUUUUGUGUGUGUGUGUGUGUGUGUGUGUGUGUGUGUGUGUGUGUGUGUGUGUGUGUGUGUGUGUGUUUGUUUGUUUUUUUAUAUCACUACAUCACUUCCUCGGGGCUCACUUCACUUUCAGGUUAAAUCGCUUUCUUAAUAUCCUUUAAUAUGCAUUAAAUUCCUGUAAUAACUCAUCUGGAUUUAAUUUGAAAGUGAAUUGAACCCCUCUGAUAGAGCUACAGCCUCUGCUCACCUUGUUGCUGUAGACAUGUGUGGAUGUCUGUAUUUUGGAAUCAGCUCAUUUUUGUGAUCUUGAGCGUGAGCUUGUUUAAUUCCUGUGCCGUGUCAGUGUGUAACAUCUGGGAAUUUACUAACGGGGUGUGCGGAAAUCUCUAAGGAAAGUGUUUUUAAUACCCAGAAGACAGUGUUGCUCACAUUUGUCAGCAUGACCAAAUAACAAUUGUUCAGGAGUGAGUUCCUUUUCCAAGAAAUGUUAUUGUUUAAGUGCAGCAUUGUAAGACGAUGCAGCAAGUUCCUGAUGUCUGCCAUUCCUCACACCUCUGAUCGCAUCCCUGAGUGUUGCUGGAAAAGCCUCCUGCUGAAUAUAUCCAACCAGACACUGGUGGUGUACAAGUUUACAGCUGUUUCUAUCAUGUACAGCGUGUUAGUGUUAUCGUAACAUGUGCUGAAUGUAUCACAGACGGGACAGUAAAGGUAUGAGUGUUUUUAAAAAAAACAACAACAACAAAAAAACAGCCUGAUCUUUAGACUUCUUGUUUACUUCUUGAAUCCUCCAAUCAUCUUUGACCUUUUGAGCCCAAGUAUAUUUAUAAUAACUCUUUUUGCAGAGUAGUGAUUGGAGAAUAUUCGCUAUUGUAUCAUGACACUGUGGUUGAAUCAAAACAAACAAAAAAAGGUAGCAGGUUAAAUUAAUUUCUAAGAUCAUGAUCCAAGCCAAGGUUAUGUUCUGAUUAUAUUUAGAUCUUUUCUAAAAAUCGCACUCAAAAAUUUCAAGAAAUUAAACUUUAAAAAUAAGAAGUCAUUUUUGUAUCGUGUAUAAGGAGCUCGGCUAAUUCCACUCAUCAUUUACAGCCACUGAUUCUAAAAGUGUGGACUUGUCCUAUUGUUUUAAAAAUGCCUGUAUUCUCUCUGGGCUGUUUGUCCUUGAGACUAAAGUGCGCCUGUGUGGGUGUGUGUUUUGUAAUGCUUAAGUGAGUGUUCUUUUGUAAUAUUGUGCUCUCGGACAGAAGCUUCUGUGCAGCGAUGAGAUGAUUUUUUUUUUUUUAUGUCCCUGUGAACAUCAAUAACUGAUUAAUGCUCAAAAGCAUGGCGCCUAACUUCUGUAAAGAUGUUUUACCAUGAUAACGGGGUUUAUGGUGUUAUAAAAGUCGCUGUUUGUUUUGGUUUUUUUUUUUUUUUUUUUAACUAUAACUAGCUGUGUCAUUUCAACUCUAUAAAUAAAGCCAUAAAAACUCCUUUGACAAUGGAAGAAGGAUCUGAAAACCUCAGUCUAAUAUCAGCUUUUCUUUUUUCUUUUUUUCUUUUUUUUAGACUGACAACACGCUACAUCUGUGUUCACGGUGCAGUGCAGAUGUAGCCAUCAUAACUUGCUUUUUGCUACAUUCUGGAUUCUUUUUUGUUACAAUGUCCUAUUUUACAAUGUAUGUAUAUAUAUAUUGAUAAUGUAAGAAAACAGAAGACAGCAUAUAUUUUUCUUGUCUGAUUAAUUUUACUGUUCCUAUUUUGUGAAUGAAGUACAUGCCUCUACACAAUUAACGUGAAAAUAACAAUAAAUGUUUUUC
Pelmatolapia mariae (spotted tilapia) is the source of this 4311-nucleotide messenger RNA. RefSeq names its product zinc finger DHHC-type palmitoyltransferase 20b (gene zdhhc20b). Gene Ontology annotation, molecular function: palmitoyltransferase activity. Lineage: Eukaryota; Metazoa; Chordata; Actinopteri; Cichliformes; Cichlidae. The record is from RefSeq and is a predicted model, not a curated record. The coding region runs from base 2 to 1129 and encodes 375 amino acids. The transcript is spliced from 14 exons.